AUGUGGAAGACAAUUAAUAAAAUUACAAACAAAAAGUCCAAGACAACAAAUAUAACUAAGAUCGUUGUUGAUGAUAAAGUGAUUGAGGAGCCAGAAGUUAUUGUAAAUACAUUUAACAACUUUUUCAAUGAAAUUGGAACAACCCUGGCUCAAAAAUUACCAGAAAGUACAAGGACACCCGAGUCAUAUAUUAAACCUGAGAAUGACUCUACAUUCGAAUUACAGAAUGUAACGGAGGUCGAGGUUUUUGGUAUAGUUUCAGCAUUAUCCUCAUCCAAAGCUACGGGCUAUGAUAGAAUAUCACCUAAACUUUUGAAAGACUCGGCCGGUGUGAUAACCUCUAGCUUAACUCAAAUAUUUAACCAAUCGCUGUUGACUGGUGUUUUUCCAGACGACUUUAAGGUUGCAAUUAUAUCACCAAUCUUUAAAUCAGAAAGCAAAUUAGAGUGCAAUAACUAUAGGCCAAUUUCAGUACUUUCAGUUGUAGCUAAAGUUUUUGAAAAACUUAUAUCAAAUCAAUUAUCAACAUUUCUGGAAACAAGAGGCAUACUCACACAACAACAGGCAGGUUUUAGGAAGAAAAACUCAACAGAAACAUCGCUUUUAAAUUCUACUAACAAAUGGUUUAUUAACAUGGACAAAGGAUAUUUAAAUGGAGUUAUUUUCCUAGACCUUAAAAAAGCUUUCGAUUGUGUAAAUUAUUAUAUUCUAAUUAGAAAACUAAAGUUGUAUGGGUGCAGUGAAAAUACUCUUUGCUGGUUUAAAUCGUACUUAACAAAUCGACGUCAGAUGUGCAAAAUUGGUCGUACUAUAUCUCAGGAACGUGUUAUUCGCUGUGGUGUACCACAAGGCUCUACUUUGGGGCCGUUAUUAUUUUUACUUUACGUAAAUGACCUCCCAAGUUGCCUAUCUCAUUCAAUAGCUAGUAUGUUCGCUGACGAUACAAAUUUAACAACAUCUGGGAAGUCCAUAGAAGAUAUACAAAACCAGUUAAAUUCUGAUUUAGAAAAUAUUCAUACGUGGCUGUUAACCAACAAAUUGACUCUUAACAAAGAAAAAACUGAGUAUAUGAUAAUUAGCUCUCGGCAACGGUUAGCGAAAAUUGAUGACGAUCCAAAGAUAAGUCUUGACGGUAUUGAUAUAAAAAGAGUUAAACAAGCAAAAACAUUAGGUAUUGUCAUCGACGAAAAAUUACUAUGGAAAAAUCAAAUUGACGAAAUAACUACCAAAGUUUCUAGAGGAAUUGGCAUGUUAAGGAGAAUGAAAGCCUAUGUUCCCCAGGAAACUUUAAGGACUGUCUAUAGUGCCCUGAUAAUGCCACAUUUCGACUAUUGUAGCCUUGUCUGGGAUAAUUGCAGUAAUUAUCUACUAGAAAAAUUACAAAAACUGCAGAACAGGGCUGCAAGAGUCAUAACUGGAAAAUCCUAUGAAACUCGUUCAAGUGAGAUUUUAAAAACUUAGGGUGGCAACCGUUGCUAGACCGAAGAAAAGACAAAAGGGCAUUAUUUAUGUUUAAAAUAAGAAAUAAUGAGUUUCCCAAAUGCCUGACGAGCAUGUUUAACACUAGCAACAAUAAAAACUAUAACCUUCGCAGUAACGAAUUAGAUUUUGCACUUCCAAAGCCGAAUACGAAUUAUUUGAAAAAAAGCUUCAGUUAUUCAGGUGCUGCGCUUUGGAAUGAUCUGCCGAAGCACGCAAAAGAUAGAGCAAUAUCAGUUGGUCAGUUCAGGGCUAUUCUCAAUAACAUGGAAGAACGAGCUUGUAAAUAGAGUAAUACUAAUACCUUUUAUAACAUUUUAUACCUUUUUUAGAAGUUCUUUUAUAGUGUGUAAUAGAUGUAAAAUUUUGUUUUUGUGCCUUAAUUUAGCAACGGCCCCUUGAAAAUCAGUCGUAAUUCACUGAAGGGCCUACCGUUGUAAAAUAAGAUUAAAUAAUAAUAAUAAUAAAAUAAUAAUAAUAAUAAUAAGUUUUAUAUUAAGCGUACAAGAAUACAUUAUACUGUCAUAAAUGUUUUAAAUGUCCUUGAUCUGAUGUAUAAUUUCCAUAUCUUAUAUAAAAAUCUAAUCGGUAUGUGAUCGAAACAAUUAUAUGCACUUGAGUUCGAAACUGUGCGCUACUAAUAUAAACGAAAAAUGAACACUUAUUGAUACCAUACUUUAAAAAAUUUUUUCAUUGUACAAUAUUAACUCCUAAUAUAUAGCCAAAUGUCACACACCAACAAGUUUAAAACUAUAUGUAUGCACUUUCUGUUAGGCAUAUAGAUGGUCACCAUAAGUUAAUCAGGUGGCGCUUCGUUAUGCAUGGUGGGAUCGACGAGUAUAGUAGAUGCAUCGUAUAUCUUGGUUGUUCAACAAACAACAGAGCAGAUACUGUUCUCUCAAUACAAUUACAAUAUGAUUUAUUAGUUAAUCCCCGUAAGGGUUUUUCAUAACUAAUUUACAGAUAAGUGUAGUAAUAUGAUAUUUACAUGCAAUUAUUUAGAACUUAUGUUAAAAAGAUAGAUAGUCUGUAGCUAAACUGGAAUUAUUGUAUAUUACAAGGACUAUUAAAAAUUAAUUCUGUCUAUUGAUUAACUCUGUUCGUACGGCCUUCUUAAAUCCUCCUAGAGUUGAAAUUUUCGAGUCGAAAGAUCAAAUGAAUUCCGCAGCAGUGCUGCAAGUGAGGCGGUUUGGAUUACCAUCUCGAGUGAGAUCAGACUUUGGACUUGAGAAUUAUUUUGUUGCUAGAUACAUGCUAGAACACCCAGACCGUGGUAUCAACAGAGGGAGCAUGAUCACAGGCCGAAGCGUUCAUAACCAACGCAUUGAAAGGUUGUUGUUAGAAGUGAAGAAUCUGAUCGUAACGUAUUACAAGAACGUAAUUUAUUAUCUAGAAGAAAGACAACUGUUGGAUCCCCUUGACGAAAUUACCCUGUUUGUGUUGCAUUUUAUUUAUUGUCCACGAAUCAAUCGAUCAUUAAACGAAUUAACAAACAGCUGGAACAACCAUCCAUUGAGCACUAUGCAUAACCGCUCUCCAAUACAACUUUGGCAUUCUGGGAUGUGUAGUGCUGCACAUUCUGAUUACGCAGAAGUUCAAAGUGUUUUGGACAAUAGAGAAUGGCCCAAUUAUGGUGUGGAAUGGGAUGGACAUUUUCCUGAAGACAACGCAGAUGAGAUAAUUGAAGUUCCAGAAACGCUAGUGAAUUUAACAGAGCACCAACAAAAUGAAAUGCGUAUGUUGGUGAACCCUUUGGCAAAUGACAAUAACCAUGGUAUCUCGUUAUACACGAAUGCAUUACAUCUUGUUAAUAACUUCAUACAAAAUAUGUGA
Molecule: messenger RNA, 3312 nt
Organism: Paramuricea clavata
Lineage: Eukaryota; Metazoa; Cnidaria; Anthozoa; Malacalcyonacea; Plexauridae
Source: the annotation of a GenBank genome assembly